AGUUUAUCUAAAGUUCAAUUAUUCAGCAAAUGGACACAAACUGUCCGUUACCACCAUCCCUGGAGAAGAAUGGGUGGUCAACAUUAUCGAUAGGUGAUUCCUGUCAAAAAAUUGAAUACUAUCCUGAUGUAAAUGCGUUGUUAUGCUACCAUGUUGGGAACAACACCAGAAGUUGCAACUAUCUAAGUGUGCUGGAAAUAACAACUGGACAAGUCCUGAAAACAUUCCAUUUCUCAGAACAGGUCGACCAUGUAGUUUCAAUGCUCAAGCAGAAAAAAAUUCUUGUCGGAGCUGGAAAAGUUCUAGGACUGACAAAAGAACUUGGAGGAUGCCUUUAUCUGGAAAAUUGUUUACAGCUUCCCGCGUCUACAACUUCUCAAGAAGUUUCUAUAGAACUGACCUAUGACGAGGCGAAAAUUCUACAACCAUGGUUCGCUGGAAUGCAGAAUUAUGUUGGGCUUACGAAGAGUUUGAAAAAUUCGGUCAAUUCAGUAAUGGAGGAUAUCGAAUCGUCGAUGGAACAACUGCCGGAUGAUUCAAAACUAGCUGAAAGCGGGUCUACUCAGCUCACUAACUUAGCUAAGAAGGUUAAGUGGCACAGUGUGAAAUUGAAGCUACCAGUUGAGAAAUUUUUGGAACUUCUGGAGUCUUUAUAUUCUUUUCGAUUCAGUAAAGAUCGUGAAUCGUUUCCUGGAUUAUCAUCAAGCAGUAGUUCUGGGUCUGAUAUCAACCUUGCCUCAAUGAACACUGAUUAUGCAAUGCUGCCAAUUUUGUUUGCAAUAUUAGACAGGUUGGCUUCGCUGCACCAAGCGGCCAGACAGCUCUUCCUUCGUCUCGAGGAGUUGGUGAGCAAAGAACCGAAUUCGGAUGGAUCACACGAUGUUGGAGUCGGCGGGUAUGUUGCUGGCAUGUGCAGUGAAUAUGCGAGGAGACUCACUUUUAUCACCUGGCCUCAUUACUCCUACAAGUGGGCCAAACCAGACUCAAUGGCCAAGGCAGGCUUCUACCAUACUAAGGGGGCACACAAUGGAAAAGACGGAGUGCAAUGCUUCAAAUGUAGGAUCAAUUUGGUUAAGUGGGAAGCGAGCGAUGAGCCGUGGAAUGAGCAUGAACAACAUUCCCCUAACUGCCUAUUUUUGAAAGGAGAAUCAACCCAUAAUGUGCCCAUUGCAAACACUGUUGCAUUCAGCCCGGCAGUGCGCAGCUGUGAUGACAAAAAGAUGUCAGUAGUGAGCUGCAGUAAUCACCCUUUUCUUCUGAGCACCUCGAGUGUAGAUGGAUCUGUACACGUGUGGAACUGCUGUGCAGUGCCCAAACUCUACUUCAAUUUUUCUGUGGACACUGGGGAUGAGCUGAUUGCGAACAUGUUUGCUCCCAAAAUCACCUCGGGAGGAGGAGGAGCAACACAUGGAACUACAACCAAUGCAGACCAUUGGGGAACUUCAGUCAGCCUACCCUCAUUCUUCAUGGAAGAGGUAACGACAGACACAAAUGCUAUUUCUACUUUACUAAACACACAAGGAGGUGAAUCGACGCAAUCGGCAAAGGGCAAACAAAGCCACACAAUCACAAUUGUGGAUUCAUCAGACACGCCAACAGUCACUUUCCCUCCUGAAGAUUCAUUUCAAACUGGCAAACAGCAGGCACCAGUUCAAGUGACAUCCUUAGCGCUUUCUGGCUUUGGAGGAAACAACCCGUCUCCGUUUGGAUGCCUGGUGGUUGUCGGGUGUAAAGUUUGGGAUCCAAAGAAUAGUUCGGUUGCGGACUUCUGGAGUAACAACGGAGUUAAUAAUGAGACUUGUCUGCUGGUGUAUAAAGUGGACGUGACCGAUAUGCGAGCGGCAAAGAAUGCCUUGUUCCAGAUGCAUCCGGACCACACUAACUUGUUGGUGAUGGACGACAAGUACUCAAACUUCGCCUCUGAGAUCGCCUCUGCGUCCUCGGCCACCCACCCUAUGCACUCAACAAUAACAGAGGAGAUGAUGAUGUUUGGGGAACUGAAUGACGAUGGUGCCAAUGGCAUCCAGAUGGAGAUAGAACUGGCUCAGAGUCCGGAGAUGAUGGACGCAGAUAUGGGAGGACCAGCGGAUCAUCUCAACUACGCAGAUUUCUUAGCGAACCUGAACACAGCAAAUGUCUACGACGCAGAAGCAUUGAGUUCUGCCAAUGAGCAGUCAGGAGCACCGAACAAGCUCUACAAUUUACUGGAUGCCCGUCUCAUGCAAGCGUUUCCGAUACAAUACGGAUCAACAAUCACUCAUAUUCUACUGGAGCUGCAUGGAAAUGAACCCUAUCUAUACGUCAUUGCUUCAAAGGAAACAUAUUCGACAGUUUACGUGUUUGUUUUGGAAAAAGUUUUCAACUCGUUUCAUUUUCGAGGAAGUAUGAGCACGGCACAAAAGCAUCAGAAUGUUCUAAAAAUGCAAUGCAAUCAACAGUUCACGCAAGGAGUGAUUAAACAUGCAUUGUUAUUGCCAGUAUGGAGUCUGAAUAUAGGCGAGAGUCCAAUCUUCUCGACACAGCAGUCGAAUAACGUUGUUUCAUCUGUGCUGCUCUGCGUUUCGGAGACUAAUGAUAUUCUGUUGUACAAACUGCCCCAAUUGGAGUGUGUAGUGUUGCAGAAGGAAGAAGACAAAGGGCUUUUUGGAGGCCAUAAAAUCAAGUCGGUGACUUUCGACUGUGGAAGUGAUUCGUUGUGUGUUUUGACCAGUGAGGGAAGUGUGCACUUUAUUGAACUGAGGAAGUUGCUCGGAGAUCAGGAUGAAAAGGACGAACAAAGUGUGAAAAGUCACUUGAGGAUGAUGGAGGGCGUGAAUGAAGGCGAUGAAGUGGAUGCGAGCAUUACUGGAAGUGCUUCUCAGCUCUCGGUGCAGUUUUGUGGUCCCAGCUGUAGUAGCACCAGAAGUGGAGGCAUGUCGUCUACCGCGAGUGGAGUGAGUUUGCCGAGUAAGUUCGAGUACCUCGUGGAUCCCCAAACUGGGCUGACUCCGGAACUAAAUACGGCCACUCUGGACUGGAUCAGCCAGCUUAGCGAGUGUGUUCCUCUCACUCCCAGGUACAAUACUGGAAUAAUUCCGAGUGGAUGGGUAGAGGUGGAGCAAGAACAACAGCAGCGCAAGAUGUCCGAACACCUGCCCAGUUCAGGAGGCAGUUCCGUCAACCACACCCGAACUUUCCGCGUCAACAAGGAGAGCGCUAGCGGAUACACAGUCAUAGAGCUCACCCUUCCACAUGCUGUCGUGCUAGGCCAAGUGGAUGUGAAAAUUCAACUGAGAAAAGCGGCAAGUGCCUGUAAUUUAACGGCCACACUUUCGGCACCAGCUCCCGAAUUGUCGCAGGACACGUUUGCUUCUUCUAACAAGAAAAUCAUAGGACCAGUUGCAUUAGAUCUUUUCACAUUCGGACAACAGGGAACAUCUAUCAAUGUGUCUCUGACUGGACCUAAUUUGUACUUGACGAAACAUCGCGUCAUUUUCUUGGAGAUUGGAACUAAAGAAGGAUACUCAUCCACACAUCUACACGAGGUGUCCAUCACCCUGCGUAAGAUGAAGAGACAGCCUUCAGUGCGGACUGUGGCCCAGCUGCAGACAGUGGUGGAGGACACUCAGUUGGUGGAAAAGCUACUCCGAGCAGUUACCAACCCAGACAGUGUGCAGUCUGUGGGAGAUGCGAAAGAGUUCUUCAUGAGUCAACCCACGAUACGACAGACCGCUCUGACAACUCUGACCUGGCUGCUGUACACCCACGCAACAGAUUGUGGCUCCUCCCUUUCUUCUUCUUUGUCUGCUGAUGAGCAGACCCAGUGUCAACAAUACAUGGCCCAGUUCUACUCCAAGUGCGCAUCCUCAUCUCUGUUGAGACAAAGCAUCACUGUAUGUCUAAUUCAGGGGGACAGAAGUGUGGCACAUCUGUUUGCACGUUUCCUCGCUGUCCUACUCAAGCCAAUUAUUAUUGUGUCAAGAAGAGGCAGUUCCGUCAACCACACCCGAACUUUCCGCGUCAACAAGGAGAGCGCUAGCGGAUACACAGUCAUAGAGCUCACCCUUCCACAUGCUGUCGUGCUAGGCCAAGUGGAUGUGAAAAUUCAACUGAGAAAAGCGGCAAGUGCCUGUAAUUUAACGGCCACACUUUCGGCACCAGCUCCCGAGUUGUCGCAGGACACGUUUGCUUCUUCUAACAAGAAAAUCAUAGGACCAGUUGCAUUAGAUCUUUUCACAUUCGGACAACAGGGAACAUCUAUCAAUGUGUCUCUGACUGGACCUAAUUUGUACUUGACGAAACAUCGCGUCAUUUUCUUGGAGAUUGGAACUAAAGAAGGAUACUCAUCCACACAUCUACACGAGGUGUCCAUCACCCUGCGUAAGAUGAAGAGACAGCCUUCAGUGCGGACUGUGGCCCAGCUGCAGACAGUGGUGGAGGACACUCAGUUGGUGGAAAAGCUACUCCGAGCAGUUACCAACCCAGACAGUGUGCAGUCUGUGGGAGAUGCGAAAGAGUUCUUCAUGAGUCAACCCACGAUACGACAGACCGCUCUGACAACUCUGACCUGGCUGCUGUACACCCACGCAACAGAUUGUGGCUCCUCCCUUUCUUCUUCUUUGUCUGCUGAUGAGCAGACCCAGUGUCAACAAUACAUGGCCCAGUUCUACUCCAAGUGCGCAUCCUCAUCUCUGUUGAGACAAAGCAUCACUGUAUGUCUAAUUCAGGGGGACAGAAGUGUGGCACAUCUGUUUGCACGUUUCCUCGCUGUCCUACUCAAGUUUGCGGGCAGCUGCAACCAGUCAGAAGCAAAAAUAUUCGAGACGAGUCUGAAGCAAACUUUGCUUGAUCUGCUACCGAGUAGUGUCACUUGCAAGUCGCAUGGAGGCAUGCACUGGUUCCAGCUAUUCUUCUACAACGUCGUGUUGGCUCCAGAUAGUAAACUGGCUCUGGAUGCUGGAUUGAACAAGCCGGGACAACAGAUGAGUCAUGUCAGUAGAUAUAGCUCGGAAAACGCAUUCUCAGUAUGUCUUGACUUGUUGGAUCAUUUGGUCUCCUGCUCCGAGAAUUUACAGGACUUGUACACGAAAACACUGCAAACGAAAUUCAGAUUGUUCUGCAACCCGUUCGAGCAACAGCUGCUCACCUUCCCCAUGCAGACCAUCAUAGCCCAUGACACUUCACAUAGCAACAACAGACAUCCUCCGCCAGGAGUAUACCAUCAUAGCUAUGGGGGAGGAACUCACCCCCCGCCACCGCCUGGCAUGGGUGGGAAGUGGUACAUGCCCGGAGGAGGUGGAGGCGGGGUACCUUAUAUCCAUGAGGCAGGAGCUCCAUCGGGCAGUCAAUCACUGGAAUUGGUGAAGAACAUGAUACAGGUACAGUCAUCGAGAAAAAGCAGCGGUGGUAAUGCAACCGAUUCAAGCAUCUCCGCAAAUGAGUUGAGCUCACAGUCUUUCAUAGACCUAUUUGUGCCUCUGAACUUCGUCGGGUUUACCCUAGACAAUCAACUCAUUGGGUUUCUGGAAGCAGAGCCUCUCCGAUUCUCUUGUGUGGAAGCAAGUGACGGGGUCAAAAUGCAGGAAGUCUCCUCGGGGAAUGAGAUAGUGGGAGGGCACACACAGACUCUGGUUGAUUACGAGGAUACCUUGAAUGAACCGGGAAUGACGCCGACUCUGGUUCAACUAAUUAAUGUGGCAGCCAAUGUGAACCAAGCGGCUUCUUCGGGUGCUGCGUACAACUCGAUGUUUGCAGGAGGAUGGUCUGUCAACCCUCCCACAGGUGGAAAGUCAUCUUUCGGAAAUCAGCUUCAAGCGCAAAUGGCUCCAAGUCCUGGGGCAUUCGGACCUGUUGGAAGUUUGAAACAAAUGAGCUACGCAGAUGCAAUGAAAACUCAUGGUAGUAUGGGCUCAUCUGUGGGGCAAAACAGAGGAGGUGCUCCAAUCAGUGACGCAAUUGUCGGAUCUAUCGGAGGAUCACUGACGCAUACGCCACAGCCACAAUACAUGCUCAUUGACAAUCUUCAUCCAGGUGUGCGUAAAUUCGUGGUUCUUGACUUUGGUCGCACUAUCGUACUCUCGGAUGUGUUCAUUGGACCCUGUGUAGAUUUGGCUUCUCUCACUCUGGACUGCUGGGUGAAGGGAGAGGCACUGGACUCAAUGCGAGUGGCGACUUCACUCGAUAUCAGCACAGAUGCACUGGCUCUGACAGACAUUCAGCCAUCCUUGCACUGUCGGUACCUGAAGUUGACGGUGAGUGGUAAAUACGGGUCUGCCUCGUCCGCGGUCAGUGCGCAUGGACAUCACAGCAGUCAUGGUCAGAACAAAGUGCUACUACCCAUCAACACUCUCUAUGGACACACUGUGGACUGCGAGUACGAGGCCAUGCCCCGAGAGGCCAAGAUAAAGAAUGUUCAGGAACUUCAGGAGAAACAUCUGAAGACGUUGGCAAUAGUACACGACGAUCUACUCUGCAGAUACAGCCUGGCCUCGAACCAUCUGAAAUCUCUGAUCAGUCCCCACGCAGCCGCCCUUUCCACUCCACUGGCCAGCAACAGUAGCAUCUCUGAGCAGAAGAGAUAUGUGUCGGAGGUGUGUUCCAACUGCAGAGUAUUGCAGAGACAGUUGAAUGUGGUGACUAGAGUGAUUGAAAGAGUGAAGAACUACUUCAGUAGCAGCAGUAGUGCUACACCCAAUAUAUCCAAUACUAGUGAAGGCGACGGAUUAUCAGCGGACUGCAACCAGACCGCGUUAUCAUCUGCAUCUACAACCCACGUAUCUCAUGCAACCAGAUUCACUCUGUUGUCCAUGUUGCAACUGGCAGUCAACUCACCAGAAGAAGUGCCAAUGCUAGCAACGGAUCAAGCGCCAGUUAGCGGAGACAACGAAUCACAGCAAACCGAAGCUCAACCUUCAGACUGUGCCGUAAGUGAGGAGCAGUGUUUCCACUUCAUGAGGCAGCUGUGCAUCAGGGGAGUGCCCAACAACGGUAUUCUAGCACUGACUCUAUUGCAUAGAGUGUGCCACAGACAGCAGUGGUGGGCGGGAUUCGUGGCCUCCUCCUUCGUCAAGUUCUUCUCGGAGUCAACCAACUCAGAGAUUCAACUACAUGUUGUUAAAGUAUACAUCACUAUUCUGCACCUGGCAAAACAGGACGAAAUAAUCGAUGAUGUCAUCCUUAGCUUCGUCAACUUGUUACUCUGUGGAACACCAUCUUCGUCUUUAAGUGCAACACCAAAUAGCCAUCCAACAGACAACAGUACUACUACAGGCAGUGUUCCAAUUGUACCCCCUGUGAAUGCGAAUGGCAACAGUAUGGCAUCUGGCUCUUGGGUCGGCGGCGUGUCAAUGUCAGGAAACUGCAACUGGUCUCAGCUGUCGGCAAUCUUGAUGAUAAUUUCGCAAGGAAUGUGCGAAAGAAGCACCAACUCAGAUGUGUACAGCGGUAGUGGUGGGUCGAUCGGAAGUUACGGGGGUUCAUUCAAGUGGGACUUCUUCCCUAGCAUCCUCAAUGCUGAUUUCCUCCGCCAGGGGCUUGCUACCGGCAAUGCAGCUGACAAGAGUGGAGCAGUCAAGGGCCAAAAGCAGAUCUCCAGGAAGACGAUAGGCGUCGGAGGCACUGCCCUUACAAAGUCCAAGAAAAUCAUGGGACUGUUUGCUCCAAAGACUACUCAUAAUCAGGGCACUAGUGCCACUGGUUCUGGAUUGCAGGGAAGCAGUCAGGCACACUCGAACAAGAGUGAAAAGGAGAAGAAACCGAAACAAUCUUCAUCGUCCAUGGACGCACCUCCAAAGAUGUUCCAGACACCAAUCAAUGAUGUUUCACUCCCACCCGAAACAACUCAAGAACUCAUGCGAAGACUUCUGUGCCUGUUGCCGGAGCUGAUUCGAUCUCAAGCGACCGACUUGGUGAUGCUCUUAUGCAGAGUGGUUUCUUUACUGAGCAGUGCCUGCAGAAACCAGAAUGAUUUAAAGGCUGAUGUCCACUCUGUUGAUGGCUCUAAUGGAAGCGUUUCCGGUCAAAGGGCAAACACUAUCAGGAUCGUGAAUUUGUUUCCUGAAAACCUUCUUUCUCAUAUACUGUUGAACGCGUUUGUGCUCACGACGAAUCAACUUAUAACUUACGCUGUGCAGAGUCUUAUUUUGGACAUCAUGCAAGCUGAACUGGGAAAACCAAAUGCAGAUAACCAGCAAAAAACGAGAAGUGCUCAAUCGGGUAGCGGGUGCAAUUCAGAGGGGCCAUUCAAGGCGAAAUCUAGGGCUGCGUCGUCCUCAUCAGCAUCUUCAAAUCCAUUCGUAAACUUGGUGGACUCAAACUUUCCAUCAUCUUCUAGUGCGUUCGGAUCUUCGAUCAACAACGUCAACCUGCAAUACAGCGAUCCCUUGGACCAAUCCUCUCUUCACUCCUCAAAUCUCAACCUGAAUAAACUUUUAUCUGGAGAACUCAGUAACGCUUCGAUUGAUAACCAAAUGGAAUUCAUUCACGAAGUACUGGGAAACCCACCCCCUCCACCUUACGGUACUACGGGUUCUAUUUUUGGACCGACUGCUCAUAGCUACAAGAAAAACAGCAGUCAAGCUCAAAAUCAACAGAAGACUUCAAGAGAAAACAACGUGCAAUCGCAACGCAACGGCGACUGUCUUGACGCUCGACUUGAAAGUGGAAUCUUACAUCACUCUGAAAGAUGGUUGAACCAACUGCAGUCCGCGUAUACAGCAAGUGUGUACAAGAAUCUAGCGUGCUUGAACUUUAACCCGCCUAAAAAGACGAUACUAAAAAGUGCCGAAAGUGAACUCCAUGUAAAUGCUAGUCAGCCUGCAGGACCUGAUAUUACUGGGACUCAAAACAUGGAUCAUUCAGGGCAACCGACUUUUGAAGAUACACGAAAAAUGCUGCACGGAGUCUUCGAUGAGCUUCUUUCUCCACGAAAUUUACCAUAUCUUGAUCUUAAAGAAGUGUUGCUUUGCUGGUACCAUAUUUCCAACCUGAAAUCAGACGGCGAGAGCAGGAACAUCAUUGCUCUUAGUUCAGAUAACAUUGGCCAAAUUUUCAAUAAACUCACAGUCGAAAAUACGUCAGAUUCGGUGGUAUGGUCUCUGCUUUUCCAAUGUUUGAUUGCGCUGUGUGCCACCGAGAACAAUCUGAACAAAUCAACAAACGCAAAAUCGGAUGUGAGUCAGACAUCGUCUGUUCUUCCACAAGGUAUAAAGAUACAUCCUGGCUCGACCUCCCAAAGUGGAAAAGAUAAUGGGAAUCAAAAGUUUGAGUCUGCGCCGACUGUAGUGAUAAAAAACCUGAUAAACUACCCAGUUUUGGACACCUUUUUAUCCGGAAGCUGGAGUCCAGGAGGAACAAGGAGUGAGCAAUGUCGAGGACCUGGUGUGACUCAAGUUUUUGGAUCAUUUCUGGAUACUUUAAACAAAUACAACGAGGACAAAUAUCUAAUGGGGCAACUUCUGAUGAAGCUUCUCAAGUCAAUGUGCGAGUUUAGUGGAGCAGUCAAGCAAGGUUAUGGACCAGUGGAUUGUCAAGUUGAACUUGUGAAUAAAAUGUUAGAUUUCUCAUUGCUCACACAUGAUCCAAAAAUUAUGUGCUCAUUGGUCAAUGUAAUAUGCAAGCUGGGAUAUGAAUACGUAUCGAGAUACAGAAGUUCGGUAACAAUGACGGCCAAUACUGCACAAAAUAAAAAUUUGCAGAAUCUGCCAAACAUUUGCUUAACAGUAUUUGGAGUGGGGACUAUUUCAAAAGACGGAACGAAACUCAGAGCCAAAACAAAUUCAACUUGCACUGUCAACAGUAGAGAAAAUUUACUGAAACAGUUGUUUAAAUUGGCGCAAAAGUUAGUUAAAAUUCAAGGAGCGGUAUCGCAAUUUGGAACGAUGGGAGCGGACAGAACAGUGGCCGAUUGCAUAGUGUGCGAUGAUCAAAACUCUGUAAUCAGCACUCUUUUGGUUACAUUGAGCGCGUGCAUUCUACCGACGUUUGGUUCCUCUGAAGCCAUGACCAGUGACUCAUGGACUCUGAAACAACUAGAAAGUUUUGUGCAAGACUUUUCGAGUGCGAGUUCUUCAAGUGAGAAGGAUGAUUCGCUGUUAGAAAAUAAAACACUCGGAGAUUUCAUUCUACAAUUGCUUAUUUGUUUGGAGAUGUCGACAAGAGAAAGGAAAGUGUUGCAUCAGCGGUUGGUCCAAUCGCUUAAUUCGUCAGCCGGGGCAUUCCCCUUGCCCACUUUGUCACACCCUGUACUUUGCUUCUUCAUGCAUCUGCUGAGGAAUAUAGACGAAGUGAAAAUGUUCUCAAGUGUGGGCGGAGUGCAGGUGUUGGUGAACAAGAUAGUGUGUGACAGUGAGACUGGGCCUGGGUUCUCAUUCUCAUUCGCCUCCCAGCCACUCCUCACUCUCCAACAGCUGACCAAGUGUUUCGAAGUGGACUCUCUAGACCUACAGCUUCAGCUCAACGACACUCCCAAAAACAUAGGACCCAAGGCUGCAAUCACCUGCUCAAGUGACCCACAGGCUCAGCUCCCAGACGUGUUGCUUCAGGAAAACCCCCCGCACAAAAGGGCCAGAUCAGCAGCGUGGACUUACCACUUCCCUGCAGACCAGAGUGGGGGCACUGAGCAGGCCUCCUGUUCGCUUACCAUCACCCUUCCCACUCUGUCUAUUGUGCACUAUGUGGAGAUUAAGUUACAGACUCCUGCCAUGGGAAUCAGUCACAACCUUCCGUCAUCUGUGAGUCUGGAAGUGUUUCCCAGCCGGGACUCUGUCUUGGAUCCGCCCAGCUGUGUGACUGCGCCUCUCAUUGUCAGCAGAGCCAGUGGAGGUAGCAGCUCAUGCAUACAACUGAGACCACACGAGCCACAGCUGUGUGGCAGACUGCUGUUGAACUUCUACCCACCACCCGAGUGUAGUAGCAUAGGACUCAGUCACAUUGCAGUUUACGCGAGACCAGUGUUGUCUGAUAUGACUCAGCCGUCUAACUCCACCGACCAUAUCCUCACCAGCUUGCACGCAUUUAAACUGAUCGAGUACUGCAUGGAGACACAACUGGAUACUCUCUCCAAAAAACAAUCAUCGCUAUCUUUCGCUCCCAACGUGUCGCCUCCUUCCGACUCGGAACUACUGGGAUCCCUUUUCUCGGAGUCAUUCACUGCUCCCCUAAGAGACAGAUUGCUGAGUGCGUGUCUGUCCCUGCUGACUCAGAGUUCUGCUCAGCUCUUCUUUCCCUGUCUUAAGAGAACAGUGCUUUGUCUGGCCAAUUUGCAGCUGCCUGACACUUUUGUUUCAGAAGUGGCCCAAAAUAUGUCGGCGGUGGAAAGGGACCACGUGACAUCAUCGGAAGUUAGUCAGAGUCAGACACAGGCAGAGACAGUUCAACAUGUGGUGGUGAUAGUGCUGGACAGUUUCGUGUCCUCUGCUCAGCCCCUCACAGCAGUUUACGUGGAUGAAGUGCUAGACUUGCUGUUCUCUCUGUGUACCAAAACUGCUACUCAGCAGGUGUUGCUCAACAGAAUUUCUACUCUGGUAUCCUGGCUUGAAGCGAAUUUGUUCACUAUCUCCCAGUGCACUAGACAGUCCAGCUCAUGCAUUGCUCACUUAGUGCAUGCAAUAGCUUCAAUUCUUUGGCAAGUGCAUGCACAGUACAUGUACUCGACUCAAGCGAACACUAAUCAAUCCGGAACUAGCAGUAGCACAAUGCCGCCUGUAGUCUCAAUUCAACAUUUCUCUAAUGUUUGCCGACAUGUUUUGGACGGUGGGCUCAUAUCGGAAAAUAUUCUAACUUCAACAUCGUCUGUCCUGAAGACUGCGUUCGAUUGGCUCCUUUGCUCAUACGUCCACAUGUAUCCUUCGUUCUUGAAGACCCUUUUGAGACUCCUAGGAUGUCCGGAUCUGAGAAUGUCACCGGAUUCAUCGACAUCUGGACCUAUGAGUCCGCCUUCUCCGAUUCCCAUGUUUGGAGCUAAUGAUGAUUCUAAGCAGCAAAAGAGCUAUCUGUCUAAGCAGUGGUGGGCAACAUUAUCUCGAAAUCAGCUAGCAACACUUCAUCAUUGUCUAUUAGACGCAAAAGCAUUAGACGUUUUCAGAAACUUUGCUCCUGUUGCUGAAAUGUUUUCACUCUUAAUUGACUUGUCUCUGAAUGACGAGUCUAGCGAAAUCAGUAGAAAUAGUGACAUGAAUGUUAAAACCUUAAUAAGGCUGCUCGAAUUCCUAACUAACAUGAGCGAAAAUAACCCCCAGGCAAAACGAUGGCUUGGACUUUCUGAGAAAACAAGAUUCUGGUCUCCGCUUCUGACCUCACUUUGCUACGACAGGUCACGGCAACAAUGUCUUAAUUUAACAGACGCCGCUUUGAAGUUCUUCGAAACUGUCGUGGAAGACAACACAACAAACCAGCGCAAUUUAGCCGAAAUUGUCAGCCAGUUGAUAUCACAGAAAACUGAUGCUCUGAAUAGUUUUGUUAAGCAGCUGAUUCUGAAUGUAUUCUUGAAGGAAGAAAGAAUCACAGUGGUUGUCAAUUCGAAUCAGGACAAACUUUUGAAAUGGCCAUCCGCAGGGGCGAGAUCUCUGGGACACCCGAAGUUUGGUAUAGGCCACCGGGUGGUGUUCGGGAGGAUAGAUGCAGACAGUAGCAUCGAGACACUUCUUACAGACAUCUUGGACCCCUCCCAGAUACCCAUGGACUACCUGCCAGUGACAAUGGGCAUAGGAGGGAAAGGAUUGGGUACUGGGAAGGACGGGAAAGGAGGCAUGGGUGAGGCAGGAGGGCCAAAGAUGAAAAUGAAAGGAAGCAAGAUGGGAGGUGGAUCAAUGGCUAUGUACUCUCCCCUUUCACAGAAAAUGAGCAAAAUAGAGCAGAAGAAAAAGACACUGGAGAAGAUGAAUAUUGCAUUCGGCCCAUCAGGCGGAGUGUCCAAAAUGCCUCUGGCAAUGCUGAAGCACCUGGCCAAGUUUCCCAACAGCAGUUACUGGACUGCAAAAGUUAAAUCACAUACACAAGGAGGCCAAACAAGCAACUCGCAACAGAGUGUGGGCCAUGUACAACAGGCUGCGAAUAAAAGUGCCGAUGACUAUAGCAGAGGAGGUGGUAAGGUGUGGCGGUGUGUGCACAAGACAGUGGGUAGCGACUGGCUACCGAACACUCUCUCCUUCCGACAACUAACACAAUGCCUCAAACAGAUGCAAUCCAGGGACAUAGAGGAGGGAUUUGUGAAGUUGGAUCUGAUCGGAGUUAGUUCAGACGAGUUCGAAGAGAUGGAGAUGGCCAUAGCUGAGACUCUAGAGGCCAUGAUGGAAACCAACUAUGGACCCCAGCAGCAGUCGAGUGGACAGCAGCAGAGCACACAGCAAAGUACACACUUGAGACCUCCGCAGGUAUUUGCGAGUGUGGGCGGAUUCACCAAACUGGCUCUUCGCAUCCCAGUUCUGAAUGCGGACUUUGUCAAACUCAUGUGCACCAACAGCAAGGAUGCCAACUCAGGAGCUAACGUGUCCUCGUCUGGAAAAACAGCAGUAUCAGGCCUGGGGUUUCCUGGAAGCGACAAGCUUGAUUUGAGUGAAUGGAUACUCAUAGAUCAGCACACAUUCGGUGGCUCAGCUCCAGGUGCUGACGGAGCUGGCAUCAAAGGCAACUCUUACAACUUGAUUGACGUGGAGAGCAGUGACGAGGAGAACUACUCUUCUCUGGACUGGGCUGAUGAGACAGGAUAUAUGACCCCUCAUCCACCUGGAGCCGGUCCUGGAGCAGUUGGUAACUGUGCAGGAGGCGUGGCCGUCGUGGCGCCCCACUGUCUAGCUCUGUUGGGACUGACUCUGCAGUUACCAUUAUACGUGGAAGUGUUGCUGAGGGAAGAGAGGAAGGCGCGAUUCCUGUUGCGGAUCCUAUUGGGCGUCAGCGACGUAGGAGACUCAACUACAAGUAUCUUAUCGACUCCGGAGGCCAAGAACCUCUCCACCCUGCCUCUCGAAGCUCUGAGGAGUCUUUUCGACCAGUAUCCGGUGAACACUGAGCUGGGAUUAGUCAUCAGACAACAGUGUGUAGAUGCUGAGAUACUGGACCUGCUUUUCGGAUGUCUGGCUGUUCUAACUCACAGGAAUCCUGAGAGUGCGGAUGUGAAGAGCUACCAGUUCUUGUUUCCGCCUUCCUUGUUUGGAGUUGGAUCCGCGUCGGCUAAGCAGACCAAUCAGAGAGACAAGUAUGCGGCCCACAUGGCCCAGCAAUUGGACCCUAUGGGUGUGGGGGUCGGAGUAGGCAUAGGACCCAGUGGAUCUAAUGUGAUCGGCGGCAAUAAGCAUCAGUCGAACCAGUACUGGGCCAAGGGGACUGGGUUUGGUACUGGAUCCAUGCAGAGCGGCUGGAACAUGGAACAGAGUCUGCUCAAGAAACACUUCGAGGAGCAUAAUUGUCAAGCAAUUCUGCAGGUUCUGUCUUCGUUCAUCAGUGGAGCAUCGAAAUCCUCCAUGGAAAAUACAAGUGCGGAUAGCUCGUCUAACUCGUCAAUAGUCUCGUCUUUCUCUGUAUCCUCACUCUCCCGAGUAGGGUCAAGUGUCAGUGGAGCUAUGGACUAUCAGAACAUGAACAUGGACAUGUACGCCCAGCAGCACACUGUGGGUAGCUCUGGAAUGAGUGCUGUAGUUAAUUCUGGAACGGCUGGCAGUGGUUCUGGUGCCCCUACUGUCUCUGUGACUGCUAGUGGGCCUGUGGACAGCGUAUUGGUGGACAUGAGUAACUUCAGCUGCAGACUUCAUGACCUGAUCUGUCGCAGUUGUCUCAUGGAGGUCCUCAACACAUACCUGACCAACGACAGUGUGCUGGACAUGGACAGGCACGUGGCAGUGCAUCAGGCUGUGCUCGACAUCAUCAGGGCGAUGGUGAGUCACGAGGAGACUGCGAGUGAGUUGAUGGGGCUGAUGGAGGAACACAAGAUAGUGGACAACCUUGAGUCCAUCCGAAAUAGACACUCAGCAUACCACGCGCAACUCAGCAAAAACCUGCGCAAGCUGACCAACACUGGUUCUUCGUCAUCUAAGGGUGCAACGGGAGCGGAUCCGGCUGGGGCAGUCGAUGGGGACCCGGAAGGUGUGAACAAACUGGGGGAAGAAUUGGACUAUGUUUACCGAUUGGUGCAGAGGGCAUGGACCAAGUACCAACAACACCGCGGAUCAAGAAGGCAGAACCAGGUGAGCGAUUUGGAACCAGGACCCAGCGGCAGUGGAGGUGUGGAUCCAAAUUCAAAUGCAGCAGUCCAGCAAGACGGGACUAUUGUCAAGACACCUCGGGAGAUAUACUGUGAUGCCAUGAAGCCCUUGCAGUUCCUGAGCUUCAUGUUAGUGAAGGAGGGCGGAGGUGCGGGGGGCAAAAACAUCUCAUUCGCAGUUCCUUUCCACUUCGUCACAGAGGCCAAAAUGGCCAGUGACUCACUCAACACGAAGAGAGCCAAGAGACUGGCACAGGAGUCAGUAUCUCUAUCUUCUGCUCUUCCACUCGAUUACAGCUCCUCAGUUUUCAUCAGGUAUGACGAGGACAGACUGGACAUAAUGAAAGUGCUGAUGACUGGGCCAGCAGACACUCCCUACUCCAACGGCUGCUUCCUCUUCGACAUUUUCUUCCCCCCGGAGUACCCCCACACUCCCCUGCUGUGUAACUUCACCACCACAGGAAAUGGAACAGUCCGUUUCAACCCAAAUCUGUACAAUGACGGAAAGGUGUGUCUGAGUAUCCUGAAUACGUGGCACGGCCGACCAGAGGAGAAGUGGAAUGCGCAGACAUCUAACUUGUUACAGGUUCUGGUCUCGAUCCAGAGUCUGAUUUUGGUGAGUGAGCCAUACUUCAAUGAGCCAGGCUACGAGAGGUCGAGGAACACGCCUGCUGGGCAGGAGAACAGCGACGAGUACAGUGCCAAUAUCAAACAGGCCACAGUUAAGUGGGCCAUGCUGAACCAGCUGAGGAACCCACCGGCAUGCUUCAAAGAAGUCAUACACACUCACUUCUACCUGAAACGAAAAGAAAUUCUAAAACAGGUGCAAGAUUGGCUCGCAAACAUGGAAGCACUUGACAUCCACAAGAGAUAUGCGAAGAAAGUUUCCAGUCACGUGCAGUCUCUGCGCAAGAGUUUGAACGAACUGCGUCUAGAGCUGAACAAACUCAAGGCUCCCGAGGGGCUUGCUGAUGUAAGCGAGGAUACUUCAUCUACUCCAUCGACCUCUGCUGUCCACACAGGCGAGAGCAUUUCAAUCAUGGAUAACAAAAAUAAUCAGGAGACUUCCAGCAGCCGAUCACAGAGUCCCUCGAGCAAAGCGGCCCACGAACUCCUCAACUCAGUUCUGAAUUCAGUUUUCAUGAGUCCCGCGAUGCAACCGGGUGGCUCCGCCGGCGGAGUCAGCUCAAAUUUGCAUCAUCCAUCGCAAAAUAUAAUGUCAUUGGGCACUUCGGAAACUUAUUCGACCGAUGAUUUGUUCUUGUCUGAAAACGAUCUGUUUGGUAAUCAGGAGAGCGGAGAUUUGAGUGUUCUGCUGGAAGAAACCGAACCACCUUUGACCACCAGCAAUUCUACCCACGAAAAUGUGCCAAUGGAUCACUCAUCUAUGGAUGAACAUGAAUUGAACGAGUAGUGAUUGAACAUGAUUCGAAUUAGUUAUAACGAAAUCUUGUGACAAAUGAAAAGGUGGUCUUGGCUUUUAAUUGAAUAGAAAAAGAAGCAGAUGAAUGAAAGUAAACCUAAAUCCAAUUUAUCUGCCGCAAUCACAAUCGAACUUUUUUGUUCUAUUAUCAAAACAAUUUAUAUGCACUUUACUCGUUGGUUUUAUGUUAUGGCAAUGAAUUUGUUAAAAUUAAUGAGAUCCACAAGUGUUUUAUUUUGUAACUCUCUCAAACCCAUAAUUGUUAAUUGUGGCUAUUUCCCUUGAAAUGUACUCCAAUGAAAAGUCUGAGACCUAAUUGAUAUUCCAAUUUCUUGGGAAAAGCUUAACUUACUAUGUAAAUGUUGAUGACUACCAAAUUACUACAUUGACUAACUUCGAUUUAAUUUAAAUUAUCCAGCUUU
This is a messenger RNA of Symsagittifera roscoffensis, 17017 nucleotides long. RefSeq names its product baculoviral IAP repeat-containing protein 6-like. The transcript has 62 exons. Gene Ontology annotation, molecular function: protein binding. Lineage: Eukaryota; Metazoa; Xenacoelomorpha; Acoela; Convolutidae. The coding region runs from base 30 to 16586 and encodes 5518 amino acids. The record is from RefSeq and is a predicted model, not a curated record.